AUGCGCGUUUCUAUUAUUGCUAUCGUCGCUUUCUUCGCCGCCGCCGUCGCUGCUAACGGCGGCUUCGUCGAUAACACGUUUGGCGGAAAGUGCAAGUACCUCACCCAGCUGGGCGGUGGAAAGAAGGACCAGACGUCCAUUACCGCCUGGUGCCUCGACAAAGCCGGCAAACGCUGGCAGACUACCAUCAACUUGAACCGGUGUAUUGGCAACAAACGCGGCAAGCUGGUCUGGAGGAACAAUGGUAAUUUUGACCACACUUGCCACCCUUGUAUUCUCCAUAAGCUCCCCCAAAGCCCAGACGACAACGUCGGCCUCAAGUGCGCCUGCUCGCGCCGUGGCAAGAAGCCCAGGUACACCGAGCUUGCUCUCUCCCCCUAUCACAAGAAAAAGAGGCGUCGAUUUACGCUCCUCAAGCUCAAGAACGGUCGCUUCGUCUGUGGCGUUCACCUGGGCGACAAGACGGAGAGGAGGGUACCCGACGAGACGGGGUCGGCACUUGCCUUGGCGUCGGGUGGUGCCCUGACAACGGCUUCGCCGAGUCUUGCCCCGACCAACACCGACGAGCUGGUCUAUGACGCCGUGGCCCAUGGUUGGGACCGACACGUGCUCUAG
Molecule: messenger RNA, 615 nt
Organism: Beauveria bassiana ARSEF 2860
Lineage: Eukaryota; Fungi; Ascomycota; Sordariomycetes; Hypocreales; Cordycipitaceae
Exons: 4
Coding region: 1-615 (204 amino acids)
Source: RefSeq, a predicted model, not a curated record